AAAAAGGAGAGGGGGAAACAGUUUAUUUUUUUAUGCAUAAUAGGUUUGAUUAAAACUAAGAAUUUCGAAAAUGUCUAUGCGACCUGAUGAUCAUAGGCGAAAAUGGAACAGAGAAGAGUACGAAAGAAUAGCACUUCAGCGUCUCCAGGAUGAAAUUGCUGAAGAAGAAUUAGGAAUUCCAAAACAACCAGCAGUAAAAAGAGAGUUGCUCAAACAACGAGAUUACAAAGUUGAUCUUGAAUCUAAAUUAGGGAAAAGUGUUGUUAUUAAUAAAAAUACUCCAUCUUCGCAAACUGGAGGGUACUAUUGUAAUGUUUGUGAUUGUGUCGUCAAGGAUUCAAUUAACUUUUUAGAUCAUAUUAAUGGCACAAAACAUCAACGUAAUUUGGGUAUGUCAAUGAAAAUUGAACGAUCCACAUUAGAACAGGUUAAAGCUCGCUUUGCAAUGAAUAAAAAAAAAUUAGAAGAAAAAAAGAAAGACUAUGAUUUAGAGCAGAGAGUAAAAGAAUUGAAGGAAGAGGAAGAGAAGAUUAAAGAGUAUAGAAAAGAAAAGAGGAAAGACAAGAAAAGAAAAAUUGAAGAAGUUAAUGAGGAUAGUGGUGGACCUUCAGAUGAAAUGGCAGCAAUAAUGGGUUUUUCUGGUUUUGGUUCCAAAAAAAAGUGA
Eufriesea mexicana is the source of this 664-nucleotide messenger RNA. Its product is annotated as zinc finger matrin-type protein 2. Gene Ontology annotation, biological process: mRNA splicing, via spliceosome. The transcript is spliced from 5 exons. The coding region runs from base 71 to 664 and encodes 197 amino acids. Gene Ontology annotation, molecular function: nucleic acid binding; zinc ion binding. Lineage: Eukaryota; Metazoa; Arthropoda; Insecta; Hymenoptera; Apidae. Gene Ontology annotation, cellular component: U4/U6 x U5 tri-snRNP complex; spliceosomal complex. The record is from RefSeq and is a predicted model, not a curated record.